Messenger RNA from Hevea brasiliensis (rubber tree), 709 nucleotides. RefSeq names its product thioredoxin-like protein Clot. Lineage: Eukaryota; Viridiplantae; Streptophyta; Magnoliopsida; Malpighiales; Euphorbiaceae. The coding region runs from base 90 to 488 and encodes 132 amino acids. The record is from RefSeq and is a predicted model, not a curated record. Gene Ontology annotation, cellular component: cytosol. The transcript has 2 exons. Gene Ontology annotation, molecular function: protein-disulfide reductase [NAD(P)H] activity.
UUAUAACGUGCUGUUAAUAUCCCGCCUUCAUCUUCUGCGGCAGAGAUAUUUUCCCUCUCUCGAAUAUACCUGUUCGAGAAACUGAGAAAAUGCCUCUUAAGUUGCUGGAUGCGACUGUAUCAACCUUCGACGGUGUGUUUGAGAAGUUCAGAUCGGAGGCACCCAAAAACAAAGCCAAUUUAAUCCUAUUCUUGGCUGAUAAGGACCCGUCUACCAACCUCAGUUGGUGCCCUGACUGUGUGAGAGCUGAACCUGUAAUUUACAAGAAGCUGGAAGCAUCGUCAGAUGACAUUGCACUCCUGCGAGCUUAUGUUGGAGAUAGAACAACCUGGAGAAAUCCCCAGCAUCCAUGUAGAGUGGACUCGAGGUUCAAGCUCACUGGCGUUCCUACACUGGUCAGCUGGGAGAAUGAUGCAAUCAAAGGUCGCCUUGAGGACAAUGAAGCCGACCUCGAGCACAAAAUUGAUGCCCUUGUUUCUAGUAAAUAAGUCUUUUUCCCAUUAGAUGGUUGGGAAUCUUAUAUAUUGUAGUACUGUAAGCAUUUGCUUAUUUCUCAAGCAAAGCUUGUUAAUAAUGUUCAACUUUAAGCUUUAAGGAUCUAUGGAAGUGAUGUAUUACAAUGAAUUAUAGCUAAUUGGCUUGUGAAGAUGUUGGUAGUAUUAUAAUGAUAUGGAAGUACAAAAUGAAAUCACUUGCUCAGCUUGAGAAA